GAGAAAAUUCAAUUAUUGAAACCAACUAAAUUGUCCAUUUUUCAUUUCUGCUCCGUGGACUUUCCUCCCCCCACUUGAAAUUCAGGAUAGCACGAAACCCACAGAGAACAAAACCACCCAACCGAGCAGUUGCAGAGGAAACAAAGCACAGAUUUUGAAGAAGAUAGAGAGAGAGAGAGAGAGAGAGAGAGAGAGAGAGAGAAAAACAGAGACUUCCACCAAAACGGAGGAUUUCAGAAACAGAGCAAAAAUCAAUAAAGCUCUCAACUUUAAUGGCGGCUAAGCACCAGGACUCAAUUUCAGCACCGCAACCUCAGCGGCCGGUAAUAACACUCCCUCCGAGGCCUUCGGCGGAGGCCCUUUUCGGCGGCGGAUCUGGAGCCAGCCCGGGUCCGAUGACCCUGGUCUCAAGCUUCUUCUCCGACUCAGGGUAUGACUCGGAGUUCAGGUCCUUCUCUCAGCUUCUUGCUGGAGCUAUGGGGUCGCCUUUGGGGCAAGCCAGGCCAAUCAUGUUUGGACAGAACCAAAACCCAGGUGGUAAAGAAGGUGGUGGCUCUGAAAAUGGAGGUGAGAAGAGUUCUGGGUUUAAGCAGAGUAGGCCUAUGAAUUUGAUGGUGACUCACUCGCCAUUGUUUACUGUCCCACCUGGGUUGAGCCCCUCCGGGUUGCUUAACUCGCCUGCCGGGUUCUUUGCACCUCCGAGCCCAUUUGGAAUAUCACACCAGCAGGCCUUGGCACAUGUCACUGCACUAGCUCAAUCUAAUAUGCAGAUGCAAGCUGAUUAUCAAUCUUCUUUAGUAGCAGCUCCCACAGAGUCGCAGACAAGUAAUCCGCCCUCAAACCCCAAUGAAGCUUCUCAACAGCAGACAGCACCCUCAACAUCUGAACUUGGAAGUUCUAUGGUGCAAUCAUCAGAGGCCUCUCAUCCUGAUAAAAAAUACCCUUCAUCCCAUGCCACUGAUAAACCUGCAGAUGAUCGUUAUAACUGGCGAAAAUAUGGGCAGAAGCAGGUUAAGGGCAGUGAAUAUCCGCGAAGCUACUAUAAAUGCACACAUCUGAACUGUCCUGUCAAAAAGAAAGUUGAGCGUUCUCCUACUGGCGAAAUAACUGAAAUUAUCUACAAAGGGCAACAUAACCAUGAGCCACCUCAACCCAAUAAACGUGCAAAAGAUGGUGGUGGUCAGAAUGGACAUAUGGAUUCUCAGCCUAAGCUUGAAAAUGGUUUACAAAGAAGGGUUGGAGAUUCAAACAGGUCUUCUGAAGCUGUGCCUGAGAGGGAUUAUGAGCACACUCAAACUGCUCCUGUGCAGUUACCAAGUGACAGUGAAGACUUGGGUGAUGCGGAAACCAGAGAAGAAGGGGAUGUUGAUGAACCUAAUCCAAAGAGAAGGAACAUUGAUGGUGUUGCAUCUGAGGUAGCUUUGCCUCACAAGACGGUGACAGAACCUAAAAUCAUUGUGCAAACAAGGAGUGAAGUUGAUCUUCUUGAUGAUGGUUACAGGUGGAGAAAGUAUGGGCAGAAAGUAGUCAAAGGGAAUCCUCAUCCAAGAAGUUAUUACAAAUGCACAUACACCGGAUGCAAUGUGCGCAAGCAUGUUGAGAGAGCUGCCAGUGACCCCAAAGCUGUCAUAACCACAUACGAGGGGAAACACAACCACGAUGUUCCAGCAGCUAGAAACAGUAGCCACAACAUAGCCAAUAACAACGCCUCACAGUUCAAACCACCCACAGUAGUGGCAGCCGAGAAGCAUCCCCUACUUAAAGGGAGAGAGUUUGGCAACAAUGACCAGAGACCGGUACUUCUUCAGCUGAAAGAAGAACAAAUUGCCGUGUAAUUUAGGUGUUUAAUAUCAGUAGUCAAGUACAGCAAACUAACAGGGUGCAAAAUGAAUAAGAAAGGAACUAAAAGCGUUUGCUGGUGUGUGAUAGUUUUUUUUUUUUUUUCCCCUUUUUCUCUGCAUAUAUAUAAUAUGUAGAUGGUUGGUAAGUUUUGCCUGAUGGUUUGUAAAUGUUCAAGGCAGAUAGUGUUACAGUAUAUAAUUAUUUCACACUGAAACUAGGAAUAAACAACUGAUAUAUAAAUGUACCGUUAAGAUACAGUACC
Messenger RNA from Rosa rugosa (rugosa rose), 2104 nucleotides. RefSeq names its product probable WRKY transcription factor 3. Gene Ontology annotation, molecular function: sequence-specific DNA binding; DNA-binding transcription factor activity. The record is from RefSeq and is a predicted model, not a curated record. Gene Ontology annotation, biological process: regulation of DNA-templated transcription. Lineage: Eukaryota; Viridiplantae; Streptophyta; Magnoliopsida; Rosales; Rosaceae. The coding region runs from base 273 to 1835 and encodes 520 amino acids. The transcript is spliced from 4 exons.